Messenger RNA from Soboliphyme baturini, 1467 nucleotides. The record is from the annotation of a GenBank genome assembly. NCBI's taxonomy places the organism in Eukaryota, Metazoa, Nematoda, Enoplea, Dioctophymatida, Soboliphymatidae.
CGUGACUGUUUCCUAUUUAAUAGCAACACGACUUCACUUUUUCGCUGGGCUUUCAAACCUCGGUCGCUUUUCAGGUAUGGUGAAGACGUGAUCGUCACUCCGUUUGCGCAGAUUCUGGCCAGCCUUCGGAAUGUACGGAACAACGUAACUCUCCGGUCACCCCGUCAGCUGAAUCCUUUAGAAAUCGUCGAAGAGCUUGAUUGGUGUUUGGAACAGCUGGAAACGAUUCAGACACACAGGUCGGUCUCCGACAUGGCCUCUUCGAAGUUUCGGAAAAUGUUAACCAAAGAGCUUAGCCAUUUUUCGGACUCCAAAUCCGGCAACCAGGUGUCGAAAUUCAUCUUCAACACGUUUAUGGGUAAACGCAGGACAUCGACCUGCCGGGCGACAAGGCGAACGACGAUGCUCAAUCGGCGGACACCGAGACGCCCACUCAGUCGUGCGCGAAUUCCUGACCGAGGUUUGUGUCUCCUGAUGCAGGAGGUCGACCGAUGGGGCGUUGACAUUUUCAAAAUAUCCGACUUUUCACAGAAUCAUCCUUUAACCGUCCAUUUAUUAUUCACACAGAAUCGGGGACUGUUGAAGUCGUUUUCGAUCAACCCUACGACAUUAGUCACGUAUUUUCUUCAUUUGGAAGAUCACUACAGACCGAACGCCUAUCAUAACAGAAUUCACGCUGCUGACGUCACUCAGAGUCUUCAUACGUUGCUUCUGUCUCAAGCCUUAGAGAAUGUAUUUACUGAGUUGGAAAUCCUUGCCUCCGUUUUCGCUGCUGCGGUUCACGAUGUCGACCAUCCGGGGCUGACCAACCAAUUUUUAGUCAAUACCAGUUCCGAAUUAGCCAUUAUGUACAACGAUGAAUCCGUGUUGGAACAGCAUCACUUGGCUAUUGCUUUCAAGCUUCUCCAAGAACCUGACUGUGAUAUUUUAAAGAACGUGUCGAAAAAACAGCGGCAGACUUUCAGACGGUUGGCUAUCGAUAUGGUAAUGGCGACCGACAUGUCGAAACACAUGAGUAUGCUAGCCGACUUGAAGACGAUGGUGGAAACGAAGAAAGUGGCCGGCUCUGGCGUGCUGUUGUUGGACAAAUACACGGAUCGCAUCCAGGUGUUGCAAAACAUCAUUCACAUAGCAGAUCUGUCGAAUCCCGCCAAGCCAAUCAAUUUGUAUCGACAGUGGAACGAACGUAUCUUGGAAGAAUAUUGGCAUCAGGGAGACAGCGAGCGCGAACUCGGCUUAGAAAUCAGCCCGAUGUGCGACCGCUUUAACGUGACUGUUGAAAAGUCUCAGGUGGGAUUCAUUGAUUACAUCGUUCAUCCUUUGUGGGAAACCUGGGCAGAUCUCGUGUAUCCGGAUGGACAGCUGAUGCUAGACCAAGUUCCGACGACCCAGAACACGUGGACAGCGCGAGCGAGCGUUAAGGAAAUCUCAGCUGGACUAUCGAGUCUGUCUGCCUAUCACAAAUGA